CCCGAAGCGAUAUCUCGAUCGAGCAUCCAGCACCGCCGGCGACCGCAUCUAUCGCAAGGGAUGAGCGUCGCAUCUUAUCUCUGCUGACUACACGUGCUGCCGAAUACCUGUUGACCUGUUCCUUCCUUGCUGGGGGAGGAGUGCCGCACACCUCUUGCCCCCCCCCUCCGUUGCCUCCUGCAUAAUCGAUUCACCAUGCCCCGCGUAUCGAACAAAGUGCAUCGCCGCUCCAAUGGGGCCUCCACUCCUCACAAGAACUCCCCUCGCAGAAUCCCCCUCAAUGAUGAUAUGGGCGAGAAAGCGGCGCGUCUGGAGGCUCGCCAGGCUCUACACGAUCGCCAGAUGGACCAGAUCAAGGCUGCCGUCAAGACCCCGAUGCCGCCGCGCAAAUAUGCCAGCUAUGACCGUGCGGAAAGUGAAAGCCCUGCCACGCCUCGUUCCCGCCGACGCGGGCGAGAGAGCGAUGUGAACGGACGUAGAGCCGUGACUCCGAUGAAGCGGGUGCCCAUCUUGGCCAACUUUGAGGAAUGGAUGAAGAUGGCGACGGAUAACAAGAUCAACGCGAACAACUCGUGGAACUUUGCUCUCAUCGAUUACUUCCACGAUAUGUCUCUCUUGAAGGAAGGAGAUGGUGUUAACUUCCAGAAAGCAAGUUGCACGCUAGAUGGGUGUGUGAAGAUUUAUACAAGCAGAGUUGACAGUGUCGCAACCGAGACUGGAAAGCUGCUUAGUGGGUUGGCCGAUAGUCGUGACCGGAAGGCCCAGGAAGCAGAAGCAGAAGGUGAGGACGGCGAGGACGAUGAGGGUGAAGAGGAAGGCACUUCGAGAAGGUCCAAAAGAAAGCAGCGCACGCACGAAGCAACUCUUGCUCCAUCAUUCGCCUCCUUGCAACUCAAGAAAUUCGAACUUGAGUUCACAGUUGACCCACUAUUCAAGAAAGCCUCGGCUGAUUUUGACGAAGGCGGUGCGAAGGGCUUGCUCCUUAACCACCUCUCUAUUGAUGGGCAGGGAAGGAUCGUGUUUGAUAGCAGUGAUGACACCCUUGAUGAGAACUUGCACGAAGCGGGCUCUGGUCGACAGGAUCUGACAGAGAAUGAACGCUCAGACUCGCCGACUCCGGCUCCAAAACAGACGGAUACGGAGAUGAUGGACGAAAGUAUAGAGAUUGACAUUGCUCCUUUGGCGAGCCGAUUUUUCCCUGAGCUGGACCGUCUUGACGAGCAAGACAUCUGUCCCUCUUUGAAAAAUUUUGAUCUUGGAGACCCCAGCGGGUCUCUGGACCUUCCCUUUUUGAAAGCGCCUGAAGAAUGGCGGCAUGAUAAAUCCAUGGACGAGGGACACGGCUUGACUGAUCCUUCAGGCAUCAUGCUUGAUGACGAUAAUGCAGUAGGCUUUGAUGACGACGAUGGGACCCUGGCUGGAUUUGAUCUCAGUGAUGAUGCGGGUUUCGGUGAAGGUGGUGAAGUCUGGGCGAGAGAAGCUGCUCUAGAGCCGAUGCUGAAGGUUCACCGCAUAGACCUGAACGGUAAUGACAAUAAUGACGACGAUGCGGAGCUUGAUCAUGAUGGAGAUGCAUAUACCAUCUCACUCUCACACCAGCCAAACAAUAUGGAGCACGAGAAUAUUCUCAGCUACUUCGAUAACGCCCUGCAGAAGAACUGGGCCGGUCCAGAGCAUUGGAAGAUUCGGCGAGUCAAGGAGCAUGUGGCAGCGAAUAUGACCAGUGCAGCACCCAAGACACGGAAAGAGAAGGAGCCCUUUGAACUCGAUUUUACUGCAGCUCUCGAUCCCGCUGUUGCCGAAACAAUCUACACUCAAGCGAGCUCAAACUCGACUAUCUCUCUGCCGAAAACGCAAUGGAAGACCAAGGGCCGCAAUCUUCUUCCGGACGAUAAACACUUCAACUCCAAACAACUCCUCCGUCUGUUCCUUAAGCCGAAAGCCCGAAUGGGGUCUAGGAGACUCAUCGGCUCGAGACAGUUCAACAACAGACGACAGGAUCAGGUGCCUGGGAAUGGUGAAAUGGACGAGGCCUUCUGGGCGAACCACAAGACUGAAAAUCAAGCUCCUGACUCAAUGGAGGACCCUGCUGCUGGUUCUUAUGAUGCCAACUUCUUCGCUGACGAUGACGGCCUGCCGUUCGCGAACAUGGGCGAUGAUGACGACGAUAACAUGCCAUUUGCCGACGCGAGGGAGAUGCUCUCACCACCCGCUGAUGGAGCACCAGGCGGUGCAGCCGGCGAGGCUGGUGGGCCAUCGGGACUCACUGCUCUUUUGAACGUGAUGGGUGGUGGCACCGGCGGAUUCGGCUCGCAGCUCGUCACUUCAGGUGGAAGACGGGCACGACCGGACUAUGUGGCGUAUGCACGAGUUGCUAAGAAGGUGGAUGUCCGUCGACUCAAGCAGGAGAUGUGGAAGGGCAUGGGUGAUCGGCUUAUCGCGGCCACGGAAUUUGACAACAACAUCAGCACUGGUUCUGAGAUGGACCUGGACGACAAGGAGGAAGACGUGCCGCCAACACCUACAUCGUCAGAUCCAACCCCGAGCGCUGCCUCGGAGGCUGAAAGUCAAAAGGACGGGCGCCUGCGGUUCACAAGCAUCAUGAACUCUCUGAAGACGGUCUAUCCCCAGGAGGCGCUACGAGACAUCAGUACCUCGUUCGGCUUCAUCUGCCUACUUCACUUGGCAAAUGAACAGGGCCUUGUGUUACAAGGUGGAAAUCCCUUCAGCGGUGCUGGGGGUAGCCUGGAAGAAAUUUACGUGGCCAAGGACACACAUGCCGUCAUUGACGAAGGUGGGAUGUAGACUCCUCCGGCUCUUGUUAAGUUUGUGUAUAGUUCUGUGGUUCCUUUCCGGGUGUAGCUAUGUUGAUAUGACUGAAACGGUGCAUGAGAGGAUCCUGUGGGG
Molecule: messenger RNA, 2907 nt
Organism: Penicilliopsis zonata CBS 506.65
Lineage: Eukaryota; Fungi; Ascomycota; Eurotiomycetes; Eurotiales; Aspergillaceae
Exons: 3
Coding region: 196-2805 (869 amino acids)
Biological process (GO): mitotic chromosome condensation
Cellular component (GO): condensin complex
Molecular function (GO): chromatin binding
Source: RefSeq, a predicted model, not a curated record